GACGUCAAGACUGCUGCCUCUGUUGCCAGAACCUUGAUCCACAGGGAAUCCAUCUUGAGUUUGAACUCUGUCGACACCAACGGCUUCCCUGUCUCCUUUAGUGAAUAUUAUGCUGACUGUUUAGAUUCUGGAGAUCCAACUUUAAUUAUGUUGGAGAUCUCCUCUACCUGGAAAAACAUCAAAAACUCUCCCUCUACCAAACUCUCCUUUUCUGUCAGAACCGGCGACCAUCCUAUCUCUGAUAAUUCGGUCAACCCAAACUACCCGGGUGGAAUCGUCAAAUCCACUGCUGGCUCUCCCAGGCUCAAUGUUAAGGGUUCUCUUGUUAGAAUUGAAGAUCCCUUGGAAAUUGCCAAAAUUGAAAAAUGCUUUGUUCAAAGACACAAGGAUAGUGUCUUUUGGUUGCCAACAAACCCCACCUCUGCCCACAAAGGUUUCUGGGUCAAGUUUGACGUUGAAAGCAUAUACAUGGUUGGUGGUUUUGGUGACAGAGCUUACAUUGGUGAUGUUCCAAUUGACUUGUACAGAAACGCUGAAAUCAUAUACGAUGAGUUA
Molecule: messenger RNA, 555 nt
Organism: Ascoidea rubescens DSM 1968
Lineage: Eukaryota; Fungi; Ascomycota; Saccharomycetes; Ascoideales; Ascoideaceae
Product: CREG family protein
Exons: 1
Source: RefSeq, a predicted model, not a curated record